CUGGGAGAUGCUAACAAGGGAGGUCCCCUUUAAAGGUUUGGAAGGAUUACAAGUAGCUUGGCUUGUAGUGGAAAAAAACGAGAGAUUAACCAUUCCAAGCAGCUGCCCCAGAAGUUUUGCUGAACUCUUACAUGAAUGCUGGGAAGCUGAUGCCAAGAAACGACCGUCUUUCAAGCAAAUCAUUUCAAUUCUGGAGUCCAUGUCAAAUGACACUAACCUUCCUGACCAGUGUAACUCAUUCCUGCAUAACAAGGCAGAGUGGAGGUAGGCGGGCCUCCCCUGGGGUCCUGUGUCCUGACUUUGUGGGACCCAUGGCUAGUUGCAGUACAGACAAGAACCAAAGAGCUUAAUGAUAGUCCUGAUU
Messenger RNA from Talpa occidentalis (Iberian mole), 364 nucleotides. Its product is annotated as mitogen-activated protein kinase kinase kinase 20-like. The record is from RefSeq and is a predicted model, not a curated record. Gene Ontology annotation, biological process: protein phosphorylation. Lineage: Eukaryota; Metazoa; Chordata; Mammalia; Eulipotyphla; Talpidae. Gene Ontology annotation, cellular component: cytoplasm. The coding region runs from base 8 to 268 and encodes 86 amino acids. The transcript has 3 exons. Gene Ontology annotation, molecular function: protein kinase activity.